GGAGUUAUGUGGAUAAGACUAAAGAGGGUUCCCGAUUGAAUAAAUUUUUGAUAAGCAACAUAAGACAACUCUACGCGAUCUUCAUCGUUGAUCGAAGAGCGUAAAUUACGAUAAGACUGUGUAACAAAAAUUUCAUCUGUAGAAGAGAUUGCCAAAUUGCUGUCUGUGUGCAUGAGUAUAAAAGCGCAAAAACAAGAGAUUUUUGAAUCAUUUGUAGUAAGACUAUACAAAAAAGUUGUCUAGCGAUUAAGAAAAAAACAUUCAAAAUGAUUUUGUGGAGUGAUAUUUUGUUUCUACUUGGAGGUUUCGUUGUUCUAGUUUAUUUCUUCUUCAAACGCAAGUUCUCCUACUGGGCAGAACUUGGAGUACCUCAUGCAGAACCAAGCAUUCCUUGGGGCAACAUCGGUCAAGUGGGAUCCAAAUUACACACAACGGAAUUAUUUCAACAGUUCUACAGAAGAUUCAAAGGGAAAGCCCCCUUAAUGGGAUUCUACGCUACAAUAGCACCGCAAGUUUUUCUUAUAGAUUUGGACCUCAUUCAUAGAAUCUUAAUCAAGGAUUUCCAGUACUUCCACGAUAGAGCACAAUACUACAAUGUCGAAGAUGACCCUAUUUCUGCUCAUCUCUUCAACAUUGAUGGUGAAAAGUGGAGGAUCCUAAGAGCUAAGAUCUCACCUACCUUUACCAGCGGGAGAAUGAAGAUGAUGCUUCCGACAGUGAUUGAUGUUGCUCAAAACUUCCAUAAAACUUUAUUUGAAAGAAUAGGCGAUAAGGCAGAAAUUGAAAUUAAAGAUUAUCUUUCGCGAUUCACCACUGAUGUUAUAGGUUCUUGUGCAUUCGGACUUGAUUGCAAUAGUCUCAAGGAUCCUAAUGCGAAAUUUCGUAUCUACGGUGAUAAGGCUUUCGCAAUGAGCUGGUGGAGGACUAUUAAAUUUAAUUUCGUAUCAUCCUUUGUUGAACUUUCUCGGAAACUGCACAUUACAAUGACUGGCAGGGAUGUGUCUGAUUUCUACCGUGGUGUUGUCUUUGAUACAAUUAAGUAUCGAGAAGAGAAUGGGGUUCAACGGAAUGAUUUCUUGAAUUUGUUGAUGCAGAUCAAGGAUCGUGGUAACCUAGAUGGCGACACUAUCAACAAUGAAGGGAAAUUGACUUUGGAAGAGAUUGCUUCCCAAUCGUUUGUGUUUUUCGUAGCGGGAUACGAGACAAGUUCAACUGCCAUGACAUUCGCCUUGUACGAAAUGGCAAAGAAUCCGGAGAUUCAAGAAAAAGCCCGGAGGAAUGUCGUUGAAACUCUGGCUAAAUAUAAUGGAGAAUUCACUUACGAGGCAGCCAUGGAAAUGACAUAUCUUGAUCAGGUUAUCAAUGAAACGUUAAGAAAAUAUCCGCCACUCGGGAGUGUAACACGUCGCAUCACUCAAGAUUAUCAAGUGCCUGAGACCAAGUUUGUUUUGAAGAAAGGUCUUAGGGUUAUUAUACCAAUCCACGCAAUCCAGAAUGAUCCGGAAAUUUACGAAAAUCCCGAUAAAUUUGAUCCAGAACGAUUUUCAGUGGAAAAUUCCAAAAAUCGUCACAGUGCUGCAUUUUUUCCUUUUGGGGAUGGUCCUAGGAAUUGUAUAGGCUUGCGUUUUGGUAUGAUGCAGGUUCGUGUUGGAUUGGUGACUGUUCUAAGGAGCUUCAGUGUUGGAACCUGCUCAAAGACACCUGAUCCACUCAUCCUUCAGAAGGAUAACUUCACAAUGACUGCUCAGGGCGGUAUGUGGCUAACGAUGAAGAAAACUUCUUUGUGAAUAAAUUUGUCAGUUUAAUGUUCAAAAUAUUAGUUUCAUACUUUGAGUCAUACUUUCGUAAAAAUGGUAAAGUUUUAUGCAUGUAAUGGUGAAUACAAAAUUACAAAAUAAAUAGAAUUUAUAU
Molecule: messenger RNA, 1911 nt
Organism: Phlebotomus papatasi
Lineage: Eukaryota; Metazoa; Arthropoda; Insecta; Diptera; Psychodidae
Product: cytochrome P450 6a8-like
Exons: 3
Coding region: 267-1787 (506 amino acids)
Molecular function (GO): heme binding; iron ion binding; oxidoreductase activity, acting on paired donors, with incorporation or reduction of molecular oxygen
Source: RefSeq, a predicted model, not a curated record